ACCCCAAUGCCUCCCACCACGUCGCGUUUAGUAAUCUCCAUCACUGAUGGUGUUUCACUGGUGUAAGUGCCAUUCGCGGUCGAAGUCAUAGCUGUCACACGUUAAGUAGUCAACCGGAGUCUUACUCACCGAUUUUUUCUUCAGCAACACUAUGCUCACUCAACCAGCGCAGAUCUCGGAAACCAGCUGAUGAUGGUGUACCACCAGUUGCGUGUGAGAGGCUAAACGUGUCUCGCGUCGCGCGCCGCAUCGAUCGGCGGAGGAGAGCCCAUCUACCACACGGCGACGGCAGGUUACCUGUUGAGUUGAGACGCCUUUGCAUCCGAGCGACAGUCUUCGUCCAGGUGUUCGCGAGUUCGGUUGUGGUUUUGCAUUCACUGCGUGUUACCGUGUUGCUCUUGUCUCAGGUUUGGUUGUGCUGCUGCUGUUGAGUGUGUGUUGAGUGCUCUAUAGUGGUGUUCAUUAAUCGUCGAGUCGGGAUCAAUAUUGCAGCUAAAUGAGAACUACAUGAAAAUCAAGUGAGAAAUCAAUUUGUAGUGAGGCGAAAAUAUGAGUGUCCUCCGGAGGCCCUUUGUGGCUGUGCUGGUGCUGUGUCUCGUGACGUCCCUACUGCUGGCCCAGAGGAACGAUGGCGGAGGAGAACGGCUAAUGAGUCAUGUGGAGAAGCAGCGCUACGACGGAUGGUACAACAAUCUGGCCCACCCGGACUGGGGAGCUGUUGAUAAUCAUCUAACGAGGAAAGCACCUCCAGCUUACUCGGAUGGCGUGUACGUCCUAGCCGGGUCAAGCCGGCCUUCGCCUCGGAAGCUGAGCAGGCUGUUCAUGCGGGGCAAAGAUGGGCUGCCCUCCAUGCACAAUCGCACUGCCAUUCUGGCCUUCUUCGGUCAGGUCGUUACCAAUGAGAUUGUUAUGGCCUCCGAGUCAGGCUGCCCCAUCGAAAUGCAUCGAAUCGAAAUCGAAAAGUGUGACGAAAUGUACGAUCGCGAGUGCCGGGGCGAUCGGUAUAUUCCGUUUCACCGGGCAGCCUACGACCGAAACACCGGCCAGAGCCCUAAUGCACCUCGGGAGCAAAUCAAUCAGAUGACCGCGUGGAUCGACGGUAGUUUCAUCUACAGUACGUCUGAGGCGUGGUUGAAUGCGAUGCGGGCGUUUCAGGACGGUUUGUUGCUCACAGACAAGGAAGGUACGAUGCCGGUUAAAAACACGAUGCGAGUACCGCUGUUCAACAACCCGGUGCCGCACGUGAUGCGAAUGCUCAGCCCCGAGCGAUUGUAUCUUCUGGGCGAUCCGCGAACAAAUCAAAAUCCCGCCUUGCUCACGUUUGCCAUUCUGCUUCUGCGGUGGCAUAAUGUGGUCGCCAAACGGGUCCGGAAGCAGCACCGAGAUUGGACCGAUGAGGAAAUUUUCCAACGAGCGCGGAGGGUUGUAGUGGCCAGUUUACAAAAUGUGAUAACCUACGAAUAUCUGCCAGCAUUUUUAGAUGCCGAACUGCCACCGUAUGCGGGUUACAAGGCCGACACCCAUCCGGGUGUUAGCCACAUGUUCCAGGCUGCUGCGUUCCGAUUCGGACAUUCGCUCAUACCGCCAGGCUUGUUCCGGAGGAAUGGAAGAUGUGACUUCCGCAAGACGAACAUGGACUAUCCGGCGCUGAGAUUGUGUUCCACGUGGUGGAAUUCAAAUGACGUGCUAGACGACACCCCCAUCGAGGAGUUCCUGAUGGGCAUGGCGUCGCAGAUUGCCGAACGGGAAGACCCGCUACUGUGCUCGGACGUGCGGGACAAACUGUUCGGUCCGAUGGAGUUCUCCCGGCGGGAUCUAGGAGCGCUGAAUAUCAUGCGCGGCCGGGACAACGGCCUGCCCGAUUACAAUACAGCUAGAGUUGCAUACAAACUACCAAAGAAGAAAACGUGGCGCGACAUCAAUCCCCAGGUGUUCGAACGGCAGCCGGAACUGUUGGAUUUGCUAAUUGAGACGUACGAAAACCGAUUGGAUAACGUAGAUGUAUACGUUGGGGGUAUGUUGGAGUCGGAUGGAAAGCCAGGAGAGCUGUUCACUGCAGUGAUCAUCGAUCAGUUUACAAGGGUUCGAGAUGCCGAUCGGUUUUGGUUUGAGAAUGAGGAUAACGGAAUUUUCACAAAGGAGGAAAUUGCUGAACUACGGAAAAUAACCAUGUGGGACAUCAUCGUCAAUAGCACGGACAUUGAUCCGGACGAGAUUCAGAAAGACGUUUUCCACUGGAGUGAAGGUGAUCCUUGUCCUCAGCCAGAGCAGCUGAACGCUACUUUGCUAGAGCCGUGCAACUAUCUGGAAGGAUACGACUAUUUCUCCGGUUCGGAGCUAGCCUACAUUUAUUCAUGCGUAUUCCUUGGAUUUGUGCCGAUUCUGUGUGCCGGUGCCGGGUACUGCGUAAUCAAGCUGCAAAACAGUCGUCGACGCAAGUUGAAGAUCAAGCAAGAGGCGCUGAAGAAUGCCGGGAAUAGCAAGGCUUCUGUCGAGAAGAUGGUGGCUCGUGAGUGGCUGCACGCGAAUCACAAACGCUUGGUAACAGUGAAAUUCGGUCCUGAAGCGGCGAUCUACACGGUUGAUCGCAAAGGGGAGAAAUUGAGAACAUUCAGCUUGAAGAAUGUGGAUGUCGUGACAGUGGAACAAUCUCAUGAAAACUAUAAGAAAAAGAAACCCUACAUCUUGCUCAGGGUACCUAGCGAUCACGAUUUGGUCUUGGAGUUGGAAUCAAAUUCCGCGCGGAGGAAGUUCGUGAAGAAGUUGGAAGAUUUCCUGCUUCUGCACAAAAAGGACAUGACAUUUGUGGAGGUGCCAAGAGACAUCAUGUUGGCAAAGGCAGAAACCCGCGAGCGCCGGCAGAAGAGGCUAGAGCACUUCUUCCGAGAGGCGUACGCGUUGACGUUCGGAUUGCGACCGGGUGAGCGACGACGAAGAUCGGACGCUUCGGUUGAUGGAGAGGUCAUGACGGUCAUGAGAACCAGCCUAUCGAAGUCCGAGUUUGCUGCAGCCUUGGGAAUGAAGCCCGACGACAUGUUUGUCCGCAAGAUGUUCAACAUUGUCGACAAGGAUCAGGAUGGGAGAAUUUCCUUUCAGGAAUUCUUGGAAACGGUGGUGCUGUUCUCGCGUGGUAAAACCGAUGACAAGCUGAGAAUCAUUUUCGACAUGUGCGACAAUGACCGUAACGGAGUGAUCGAUAAGGGAGAGCUGAGUGAAAUGAUGCGUUCGUUGGUGGAGAUUGCCAGAACUACAAGUGUGACGGACAGCCAAGUGAAGGAACUGAUCGAUGGAAUGUUUCAGGAUGUUGGCCUGGAGCACAAGAAUCAUCUCACGUAUCAGGAUUUCAAGCUGAUGAUGAAAGAGUACAAGGGUGAUUUUGUCGCGAUCGGGUUGGACUGCAAGGGAGCCAAGCAGAACUUCUUGGACACUUCAACGAAUGUGGCUCGCAUGACGUCGUUCCAUAUCGAACCUCCGUCGGAUACCCGCCGUAAUUGGAUGCAGGAAAAGUGGGACAGCUAUACAACGUUUCUGGAGGAGAACCGGCAGAACAUCUUUUAUUUGUUCCUGUUCUAUGUGAUUACCAUUGUGUUGUUUGUCGAACGGUUCAUUCAUUAUUCAUUUAUGGCGGAGCAUACAGAUCUCAGACACAUUAUGGGAGUUGGAAUAGCGAUCACACGAGGUUCUGCUGCAUCAUUAUCCUUCUGUUAUUCGCUGCUAUUACUCACCAUGUCAAGAAAUCUCAUCACCAAGCUGAAGGAAUUCCCAAUUCAACAGUACAUCCCUCUGGAUUCUCACAUCCAGUUCCACAAGAUCGCCGCAUGCACGGCACUUUUCUUCUCGCUGCUUCACACCGUCGGCCAUAUCGUGAACUUCUAUCACGUCUCUACGCAGUCCAUCGAGAACCUCAAAUGUCUCACCAAGGAAGUACAUUUCACGUCGGACUACCGACCGGACAUCACCUACUGGUUGUUCCAAACCGUUACAGGUGUCACCGGGGUCAUGCUGUUCGUCAUAAUGUGCAUAAUCUUCGCAUUCGCACACUCCACAAUCCGAAAGAAGGCCUACAAGUUCUUCUGGAAUGCGCAUUCGUUAUACAUCGUAUUGUACGCGCUAUGCCUUAUCCAUGGCCUGGCUCGGCUCACUGGAGCUCCACGGUUCUGGCUGUUCUUCAUUGGACCCGGUAUUGUCUACACGCUGGAUAAGAUCGUGUCCCUACGUACCAAGUACAUGGCGCUGGACGUCAUUGAAACGGAUCUGCUGCCAUCGGAUGUGAUCAAGAUAAAGUUCUACCGUCCUCCCAAUCUAAAAUACCUGUCCGGCCAGUGGGUCCGAUUGUCCUGUACGGAAAUCAAGCCCGAAGAAAUGCACAGCUUCACGCUAACUUCGGCACCGCACGAGAAUUUCCUGAGCUGCCACAUCAAGGCCCAAGGUCCGUGGACGUGGAAGCUGCGGAACUACUUCGAUCCAUGCAACUACAACCCCGAUGAUCAACCGAAGAUCCGCAUCGAAGGACCAUUCGGUGGUGGUAACCAGGAUUGGUACAAGUUCGAGGUGGCCGUCAUGGUGGGUGGUGGCAUUGGAGUAACUCCGUAUGCUUCGAUCCUGAACGAUUUGGUGUUUGGAACGAGCACCAACCGGUACUCGGGAGUGGCCUGUAAGAAGGUGUACUUCCUGUGGAUCUGCCCUUCGCAUAAACACUUCGAGUGGUUCAUAGACGUCCUGCGGGACGUGGAGAAAAAGGACGUUACCAACGUGCUGGAAAUCCACAUCUUCAUCACACAGUUCUUCCACAAGUUCGAUCUGCGAACGACCAUGCUGUACAUUUGCGAAAACCACUUCCAACGCCUUUCGAAAACGUCCAUGUUCACGGGUCUAAAAGCUGUGAACCAUUUCGGUCGACCCGAUAUGUCUAGUUUCCUUAAAUUUGUACAGAAGAAGCACUCCUAUGUAUCGAAAAUAGGCGUGUUCUCGUGCGGGCCUCGGCCCCUCACCAAGAGCGUCAUGUCGGCGUGCGACGAAGUCAACAAGGGUAGAAAGUUGCCAUAUUUCAUCCACCACUUUGAAAACUUUGGCUAAGCCAACCAGAGCAGAGCGAUGAUAGUUUUCAUUCUGAUAUAUAAAAAUAAGAACUUACCACCACACCACCCUUCGAUUGCUCAUUUAGGUUUUUAUUAUUUUGUCAAUUUUAUGUUUUUUUUUAUUUGUUAAGCUUAGCGAAGUUUCGCCUGCGAUCCCUAGGAUAAAUUGUCAAUCUCGCUAGCGAUAAGAAGUUUAGAUGAGUAUGUGUAAAGUUAAGCCGUUAUUUCCGUUAGAUGUCGGUUCGUGUCAAAAUGUGUCGUCGUGAAUGAAGAAGUAUUAGCUGCUUGGGCCCUUCAAGGUCCCAGAAGUGUAUUUAUUUGUUUUGUUAAUUUUGUUCAAGCGAAAUGAUAUUCAUCGAUUAGGCAAUGUGCUUCGUUUCAACGUUGAGCACAAAUCUGAUCCGAUCCAGUCUGUCCAGUGCAUCUUACAAAUUGUUAGUGAAACGCUAGUGAUAUUACCAUUAAUUCGCCUGAAAGAACAAACGCAAUCCCAUUGUGCAGAAACGAUAACCGUUCAGUGCAUCGAAUUAGUAUAAGAGACACUUACCGCUGCAGGAUGUCAUAAUUCAUCCAGAGCUGCAACCAACAACUGCCCGAUUUCAUGCAACGAAUGAAUAAAAUCAUCAGUGAACAAUAGUUUCGUUUUAAGAUAGCGCUAUCUUUUAAAUUAUGUUGGCUACAACUUGUCGAAAUUUUAACACUGCUGAGCAUUUCGAAUACGGUGUUUCUAUUAAAUUCCCAAUGUUGUUCUUUACGCUUUGUCACUUAAGAAAACUCUCGAAAACAUGUUCAUUAUUUCUUUCCAUUUAGUCAUGUAACUUAUCGAUAAUACUUACUGUAUGUGUUGUAAAUAGCUUUGUCAGCAAAUCUGUAUUUAUUACCGCAGUAGAAAAAGAUACUAGUGAAAAUUUUCAA
Molecule: messenger RNA, 5993 nt
Organism: Aedes albopictus (Asian tiger mosquito)
Lineage: Eukaryota; Metazoa; Arthropoda; Insecta; Diptera; Culicidae
Gene: Duox
Product: dual oxidase
Exons: 15
Coding region: 550-5076 (1508 amino acids)
Biological process (GO): response to oxidative stress
Molecular function (GO): calcium ion binding; peroxidase activity; heme binding
Source: RefSeq, a predicted model, not a curated record